CUCAGUUGCAAUGCUAUCGACCGGUUUAACUUGUUCCGCCGUAGUGGAUAUUGCAAAAAAAUCGCCACAGUAAAUAAAUAUCGUAAUCGCAUCAGGGAUUUCAUUCAUUCACUGCAGUACUACAAAUCGAAAUAGAAUGAUCAGAUCCACGACGUACCUCUGGCUGAUACUAUUGUUUAGUUUUUGGAUCCAGCAAAGCCAAGCCGUCACCCAUGUCAUCUACGAGUUUCACAUCCGUGAGGCCGGCGCUGAAAGGGAAGAAAAGGGCGAGCUUAAAAACAAUUCUACAGAUUCUCGAGCGGAACCGGAACUAAAAAUCACCGGAAAACGAUACGGAUCUUCAGUUAUUCUCGGCAAAAAUCCCGAAAAGGAUAAUAAUUAUAUUUUUGUGGAAAAUGCCACUUAUUUUGCCGAUGACAGUGGCUACCACGUGAAAUACAACUACACCAUAGAACGUGUCCCCGACCUCGAUUCUCGGCUCAAUGGACAAACUCUUAAGACAACCGUCGGUUAGACGGAUCCGGGGAUCUAGAGUAUAUGUUUUAGAUUAUUUAUUCAGCAGCGUUGUAGCCAAAGUGACAUUGUGAAGUUUCGAAAGCAAGUUUCAAGCCAAGUGACAGUGCAUUAGGAGGAAAAGUUAUGGCUUCCUGACUUGGCUUUGGCCCAAAAGAGCCACGGGCCAAAAUAAUUUAUGAAUAAGUAUAUAGUAUAUGUAUUAGUGUUACAAUUGCGGUCAAAACAAUAGCGGCAAUUGAAUUAAGGUAAUUGAUUAAAUACUAGAAGACCAAAUUAACUCUUUAAGGAGGCAAUAGAUCAUUAAUUCGAACCAAUCAUUAACUUUAUUGGCAAGUCAUUGAAAUGUUUAAUAAUUUCAUCUAUUAAUUAGCUUUAAUUUUAACCGCAACAAUCUUUUGAUAAAAAAAAAAUAUUUUCUUAC
Molecule: messenger RNA, 937 nt
Organism: Drosophila ananassae
Lineage: Eukaryota; Metazoa; Arthropoda; Insecta; Diptera; Drosophilidae
Exons: 3
Coding region: 137-514 (125 amino acids)
Source: RefSeq, a predicted model, not a curated record